AUGGGAAUUAGCUCAUCAAAAUCUGUUCACCGCCAGGACAAUGGAGAAGAAGAAGAAGAAGAAGACGACGAUUUUGAAAACAUUCUGUCAAAGGCCGCCUUGGCCAGGAGAACCGAGCGCAUACGCCUCGACUUUCCCAUUGAGUUUCCAGUCUUGGAUGCUACCCAUUGCGAAUACACGCCCUUUAUAUCGCCUGAUCAUCCUUCUCUUCUAACCACACUGCCUCCCGAGCUCAUUACGAAUCUUGUGAGCCAUCUAGACAAUCGCUCAAUCAAGAAUCUACGCUUGACUUGCAGACUCUUUCGUGUCGUCAAGUUACGCAUCAGCCGAGUCUUUCUCUCUGCCAAUCCACUCAAUAUUCACGUCCUUCGCUCUAUUGCCGAUCAUGAUGUGUAUCGCCAAGGCAUCAUCGAGCUUAUUUAUGACGAUGCCCGCUUAUGUCAUUCCAGUACUGAUCAUUCCGACAAUGCGCUUCCCGAAGAAGUCUCGAGAUUGUAUUUUGAUAGGUCAAUAACAGGUAUGGAAUGGUUUCAAACGAGACGGGAUAUGAACCUCAAUGAUUUGAGACAGCGCCGAAGGGGAGAGGACCCAGGCCGCCCUGAACACCUUGCUAUAUCACGACAAGUAAAUGCCGAGUUAUCGCUAGAAGAAUCAUGGACAUAUUACCAAGAUCUAGUACGUCAGCAAGACGACGUGGUGGCUCAUGGAGCUGAUAUUGAGGCAUUUCAAUACGCCUUGCAACGGUUCCCCGCUCUACGAAGAGUCUCUGUUACACCUGCUGCUCAUGGGUGGCUAUUCACUCCUCUCUACGAGACUCCUAUGAUUCGGGCUUUUCCCUCUGGAUUUAAUUAUCCAAUUCCCCGUGGCUGGCCAACGAAGCUUCCUGGCUAUCCUGGCGAAGAACCUGCGCCGUGGGAAGAUUCAAAAGCGCGAUGGCGCGGCUAUUGCCUAGUUACAAAGAUUUUGGCUCAACAGCAACAGCAUCAUCGCGUCUCUGAGUUUCUUAUUGACUCCCACUAUCUUCAUACUGGCCUUAACUGCCGUAUCUUCGAAGAACCAUCUCAGGAAUAUUCGGAUCUUCUCUCCUGCCUUCAGCUUCCGGGCUUGAAGAGAUUACAUUUAUCCCUUAUGGUGGAAUACAGUUGGACAGAUUUUCGCCAGAGUCUUAUGCGAAAUGCUUUAGCAAAAGCUUCUCAACUAGAGCAUUUCAGCUUGGAAACAAGCAUGAACCAUUUCAGCUAUUCUCCCAACCGUUACCCCCACCAUGAAAGGCCACCAGCGCUGCAAACGUUUCUUCCCAUUGAUUGCUGGACAUGGUUACAGCAUUUUCGGCUAUGGAACUUUCCUGUGGAUUCCGCUGACUUGAUAUCAACGCUCUCACAGCUUCCCGCGCUACAGUCGCUUGAGCUGGGAUUUUUGUGCAUGGGAUCUAACACACAGCGCCAGUUACUGGAGGAUAUGCGCGACACUCUAUGUUGGCAUGAGCGGCUCACGAAACCCAAAGUCACGUUUGCUGUAUCUGACCUCAGUCCCAGUCGUCAGAUGCCAGGGCGCGCAAUUUGGUUUGACGAGGAAGUUGAAAACUUUCUGUAUCACGGUGGCGAGAAUCCCUUUGAGAAUAAAGCAUACGAUAACAUACGCUAUGAUAUGGGAGUCGUAAGAGAUGCCUAUGAUCCAUUGUAUGAGAGGCUUCAUGUAGAUCCUUUGAAGUAUCAUAAGCUAUAUAUGGCGUGA
Trichoderma gamsii is the source of this 1734-nucleotide messenger RNA. RefSeq lists its product as hypothetical. Gene Ontology annotation, molecular function: protein binding. Lineage: Eukaryota; Fungi; Ascomycota; Sordariomycetes; Hypocreales; Hypocreaceae. Bases 1 to 1734 code for a protein of 577 amino acids. The transcript has 2 exons. The record is from RefSeq and is a predicted model, not a curated record.